AUGUCACUACCCCUGGUGCUGCAGGUCUAUGUGAUGGGGGUGAAAUUCAACCACCUGGGAGAAGCUUCUCUGACACUCUUACAGGUCAGGACUGUCUAUCUGUCCAGGACAUCCCCUCUUUUGGGACUGGAGCUGGAGACAGAUUUCCCAUCCAGGGUAACUAACCAUCAGGACUCCGAGGAGGCCACGGCCUCGGCGCCCCUCAGCAGCCCGGCUCUGCUGACGCCCCAGCUGCUGAGACCCUUUCUGGGGGUUGGAGGCCUGGGGUGGGGUGGAGGCGGAGCCCACUGCAGCCGGUCCUCCGCAGCUCUCAGCAGCCUGGAGACUGAGGCCACAGCCCAGGAAGCGGGACCUCAGCCGCGCGCACUCGCCGCAGGGUCUUUUGGCCCACCCGGCCGCCGUCCCCCCCGUUUGCGCCGCGGGGCACGCUGGGAUGUGCAGUCCUGGACGCCGCCGGCGCUUACCAGCCACGAGGACCAACGGCGGCUGAGGUGCUGUUGCGUGGGACGUGAAGUGCUGUUUGGGGGCCUUGACCGCCCCGUGCGCCGCUCUUCCGCCAAGGGCGCCAGAGCACGACAGCGACCACCCAGGCCCGGUUCUGCUGCCAGAGUUUUGUAUGCAUUUCAGCAGCAACAAAAUAUGAAUAAAUCUUGGGGGUUUGUAUCUUUUGAGGAUGUUGCUGUGGACUUCACCUGGGAGGAGUGGCAGAACCUCAGUGAUGUUCAGAGGACUUUGUACAGGGAUGUGAUGCUAGAGACCUACAGCAACCUGGUGUCAUUGGGGCACUGCAUUACCAAACCUGAGGUGAUCUUCAGGUUGGAGCAAGAAGCAGAGCCAUGGGUGAUAGAAGAACCCCCAAACCAGAGCCUACAAGAUGCCCAGAUGUUUGAAGGUCUAAUUACGAAAAGCCAAGAAAGUCAUGGUACAGAUCUGUGGCAAGUUGUAAUUGCCAACAGCAACACAUCAACUGAGAGAGUUGAGUCAGAAAAAACAUUUUAUUUGAGCUCAAACUGCAUUUCAAAUCUCAUUAUAAAUAGCAAAAACUAUUCAGGAUUGAGGUGUGAAGAGUGUAAUGUAUGUUGGAAUGCACUUCCUCCUAGAGAGCUUGAUUGGAUGCAUGCUGGAGUGAAAUCUGAUGAUGACAGUAUAACUGAGAAAUUAUGCCAACAUUGUGAGCAUAUUAAUCAGCAUUUCAAGAUUCAAGCUGAACAGCAGCCUUUUGAGUAUAGUGGACAAGGGAGCACCUUCAGCAAAGAGCCAAUAUUAUUGGCAAAUAAGAAGAUUCAUAUGGGAGAAACCUCCUGUAAAUUUGAUUAUGGGAUAGAAUUUCAUACAUCAUCUGUUCUUGCUCAAGAGAUAUGUCCAGUAUUAGAGAAAACUUUUCAGUGUGAUGUAUGUUGGAACACAAUCUAUAAAAAGUCUAAACUCACUGAACAUCAGAAAAUACACACAGCAGAGAAACCCUAUAAAUGUAGUGAAUGUGAUAAAUUGUUCAUGAAGAAAUUACCCCUUACAAUCCCUGAGAGGACACAUAAGGGGGAGAAGAUAUACGUGUGUAAUGAGUGUGGGAAAACCUUUCACAGGAAGUCAAAACUCAGCAGGCAUCAGAGAACUCACACAGGUGAGAAACCAUAUGAAUGUACAGAAUGUAGAAAAUCUUUCUACCGCAAAUCAUGCCUCAAUGUACAUGAAAGAACUCACACAGGUGAGAAACCAUAUGAAUGUAGUGAAUGUGGGAAGACCUUUCAAAAGAAGUCAAACCUUAGCAGGCAUCAGAGAACUCACACAGGUAAGAAACCAUAUGAAUGUAAAGAAUGUAAAAAAUCUUUCUACCGUAAAUCAUGCCUCAAUGUACAUGAAAGAACUCACACAGGUGAGAAACCAUAUGAAUGCAGUGAAUGUGGAAAAACUUUUCAUGAUAAGUCACACCUCAGCAGGCAUCAGAGAAUUCAUAUAGGUAAGAAACCAUAUGAAUGUAAAGAAUGUAGAAAAUGUUUCUACAGUAAAUCACAGCUUAACAUACAUCAAAGAAUUCACACAGGUGAGAAACCAUAUAGUUGUAAAGAAUGUAGAAAAUCUUUCUACCAUAACUCCGACCUCAAUAAACAUAAGAAAGUUCACACAGGGGAAAGGCCCUAUGAAUGUAGUGAAUGUGGUAAAACCUUUCAUUGGCAGUCAAACCUUAGCAAGCAUCAGAAAAUUCACACAGGUAUGAAACCAUAUGAAUGUAAAGAAUGUAGAAAAUCUUUCUACAGUAAAUCAGACCUCAGUGUACAUCAGAGAACUCACACAGGUGAGAAACCAUAUGAAUGUGAAGAAUGUAGAAAAUCUUUCUACCAUAACUCAGAUCUCAAUAAACAUAAGAAAAUUCACACAGAGGAAAGGCCCUAUGAAUGUAAUGAGUGUGGAAAAACUUUUAAACAUAUGUCAAGCCUCAGCAAGCAUCAGAGAAUUCACACAGGGGAGAAGCCCUAUGCAUGUACUGAAUGUGGAAAAGCCUUUCACAAGAAGUCAAACCUCAGCAAGCAUCAGAGAAUUCACACACGUGGGAAACCAUAUGAAUGUAAAAAUGUUAGAAAACUUUCUACAGUAAAUCAGACCUCAGUGUACAUUAAAGAACUCACAGAGGUGUGAAACCAUGUGAAUGGAAUACAUACAGAAAAUCUUUCUAAAAUAAAUCACACCUCAGUGUACAUUAUACAGUUCACACAGGUGAGAAACGAUGUGAAUGUAAAGGAUAUAGAAAAAUCUGCCAAAAAUUUAUGCCUCUGUAAACAUAAGCAAAUUCACACAGGGACCCUAUGAGUAUGAGUGUGGAAAAAUCUUCAAACAUAAGUGAAACCUCAGCACAUAUCAGAGAAUUCACACAGGUGAGAAUCCACAUGACGUAAAGAACGUAGGAAAUCUACCAGAAAUCAGAUUUUACUAGGCAUGAGUGCAUUCAUAUUGGUAAAGCCUCAUGAAUGUAACACAUUGGAAAAACUUUUCAACAGAAGUCAUACUUCAGGAUGCAUUAGAGAACUCACAUAAAAGAGAAAACCUAUGAAUACAUAGCUCUCUGUUGGUAUCCAAAGUUGAUUCAUUUCACCACUUGCCAUGGCUACUGAAAUCUGUGGCUGCUCAAGUCUUUUAAAUAAAAUGUACCAUUUGUGUAACAUUCUGCUAUAUAACAUCAUGUUUAGGCUACUUAUGAUACUGAAUACAAUGCAAAAACUACAUUAGGGUUUUUUCUAUAGUUUUUAUUGUCCUGUUUUUUCCAAAUAAUUUUGAUCUAUGGUUUGUUGAAUCCACUGACGUGGAUCUCUUGUUUAUGGAAGGCUAACUGUAAUAAACAUGGAAACAUCUUUUGUCAGAAGUCACACCUAAGCAGACAGCAGAGAAUUCACAUAAGGACAAAAAUCUGCGUAUCAGAAACUGGCUAUUUUCCAAAAAACACUGUCUCGCACAGACAGCACACAUACUGAGCUUCUUGUUACUGUGUGCAUGACCAUGUAACCAAGCUCUAUUCAGGAGAAUAUGGAAACAAGUGAUGGAGCUUCUUGUUACUGUGUGCAUGACCAUGUAACCAAGCUCUAUUCAGGAGAAUAUGGAAACAAGUGAUGAACAUUACUUUCUGACCUGGCAACAACACAACAACAAAAACAGUCCAUGCACUUUUUCCUGAUUUGUCCUCUAGGGCUGAAGUGCAGAUGACUUCCAGGGUGAACUUGGGAGCCAUAGGUUGGAGAAAGGCCACCAUGACUUAAGACAGAAGGAAUUGAUAACAGCAGAGAUGAUCUUCUCACUUUUAUUCUGAAACUCUCAUUUGUAUUUUAUGUGAGUGAUACUUAAAUUGUUCAGCCAUUGUAUGUGUGAUGUUUCCAUUACAAAACAUCCAGCCCACUGUAGCUAAUUAACUUUGUAUAAAGUUUAUGAGAAAAGUUACCUAUUCUUGUAUAUGAGGUUGAUGCAGGAGAGAAACCCAUCUGGUCACCUUUUAUCCCAAACUUCAUUUACAGAAAAAUCAAAUCAUGGGGAGAAACAAUGCAACACAUUGGGAACACCUUAUGGGGGACCAUCUUAUUGAAUGCUGAGAAUAAAGUAAAUUUUCAUAAAUAUCUUUAAUAUGUCAACACUUUAAACAAAAUUUCAAGUUUCUUGUGUAGCACAGAAUUUGAAAUGAAGCUAAAACUAUCAACUUAUGUAGUAUGUAUGCAAAUUUUCAGUUGGAAAAGUAAAUAUAGUAUCAAAACUAUUUAAAAAAAUAUUUGACUGUAUGCUAAUAGUUAAGCAUAAGUGGUUAUAUUGCCUGCCAGAGGACAUCUGCCUAUGUCUGGAGACGUUUUUGGUUGUCAUGACUGGAGUUGCUACUCCAUCUAGUGGGCAGGUGCCAGGGAUGCUUCAGCACAGCCUGCAAUGCCCAAAACAGCCUUCUCACGUGUGUAGGUUUCAUGCAGAUAAGUGUUCUUUGUUAACAGGAAUUUUCUUUAGUGGAAUCUGGCAUAAAUAUAGGUACUGAAUAUGUACAGUUGGCAUAAUAAAUGUACUGACUUAAAUUUGGAUUUCUUACAUUAAAUCUAGCCUCUUUAUACCUUGUUAAAAGUCAUGGACCUUUUCUUGGUUGGACUGU
Molecule: messenger RNA, 4609 nt
Organism: Cynocephalus volans (Philippine flying lemur)
Lineage: Eukaryota; Metazoa; Chordata; Mammalia; Dermoptera; Cynocephalidae
Product: zinc finger protein 502-like
Exons: 6
Coding region: 1-2634 (877 amino acids)
Biological process (GO): regulation of transcription by RNA polymerase II
Molecular function (GO): DNA-binding transcription factor activity; RNA polymerase II cis-regulatory region sequence-specific DNA binding
Source: RefSeq, a predicted model, not a curated record